Penicillium chermesinum is the source of this 2457-nucleotide messenger RNA. RefSeq lists its product as uncharacterized. Gene Ontology annotation, cellular component: anaphase-promoting complex; nuclear periphery. The transcript has 6 exons. Gene Ontology annotation, molecular function: protein binding. Lineage: Eukaryota; Fungi; Ascomycota; Eurotiomycetes; Eurotiales; Aspergillaceae. Gene Ontology annotation, biological process: protein K11-linked ubiquitination; anaphase-promoting complex-dependent catabolic process; positive regulation of mitotic metaphase/anaphase transition. The coding region runs from base 1 to 2457 and encodes 818 amino acids. The record is from RefSeq and is a predicted model, not a curated record.
AUGGAGGAAGGGCCUCACCUCACACCCGUUGGGGAGAAAUCCCUACCAGCAAAAUGUAAACUCGGGACGCUGGCGUACUGCCCGACGAUGGACCUGAUAGCCCUCGCGACCGAAGACGAGGAGCUGCACGUCUUCCGACUGAAUGGGCAGAAGGUCUUCGGCGGUUCCUUCGGCGGCGAUCCGUAUCUGGGCGAGGACGAAGAGGACGGGGAAGUGCGGGCGGUGGCAUGGAAGGGAAAUGGUCGUCUCCUCGCUGUUGCGUGCGGUGAUGGCUCGCUCCGCAUCAUCAGCGCAUACACGGGGAAAACCGUGCAUCACUACCCUAUCCACCGCGACCAGAGCGAGGACGCCGACGAAGAGCAGACCGCUCCGAAGGUGACGUGUCUUGGAUGGGGGCUCAAUUUUACAGACAGCAAAGCUAUGUACAAGCAUCUUGUCGAUUCGACGGGGCAGGUUUCUCUCGAGGACCUGCUGGCUGCAAGCCUGCAGCCGUCCAAAGCAGCGGCGAUGCUCAAGGCCGAUUUACCCCGGGAACUCGCGUUACUCGACAUCGAAAGCUCGCUUCCAAAACUGAGCACGUUGCCUGCGACGGGCGCAGAGGAUGAUUUGUUCAGCUCGCGUGCCUCGAUCGAUGCUAUCUUUCACUCCUCGGCGAAAGACACGAGUGACUCUGUCGAUGUGCUGUUCGUGGGCUUCGAUGACGGUAGCGUUCAUCUCCGGAUCUUCGACUGUUUUGAGAUCGGCUCGUUCUCCAUCCGCGAUGAUACGGCCGGUGCGCGUUCAACCCAUGCGAUGCUCGCAUCAUCUGGCACGAGGCCCGAGUCUCCUGAUGCGCCUAUCGAUCUCGUGACUCUUGAUUUGCGAUUCAUCACCAAGUCCGGACGGUAUCUGUCCUUGUUAGCGUCGAAGACAACCCAGCUUCAGAAUCUGUUGAGGUACAUUGGGUCUGUACAGCGCCAAAUUGAGCUUGAGUGGAAGAAUGCACAGGAAUUACCGGCUCGCUUCUUGCGCGGGAUCAGUGAGGACUUGCAGGAGAAAUGCCAGUGUGACUUCGUCACCGCUGUCUAUCACUUCGUUGUUACUGGACAUUGCUUCGAGCCGAUGAAAGAGUUUUUGGUAGAUAUAGUGGGAGAUAGAGGACACAAGAGAUGGGAUAAGGCUGUCUGUGGGGGCUACGAGAAUAUUCGACGGCUAACCCAUGAGUGCCUUCUCCCAGCGUUAGAGCGAAGUCAGGUCCUUCUCGGUCGCUUAGUGGGAUUAUCCAAGUUCUCGAAGCUCGGCGGCAUCCUUGGCCUUGAUACCCCCAAAUUGAAUGCCAUCAUAGAAACGCUAGAUUGCUUACACAUUCUGGCCCAUAACAUUCUCAUCCACACGAACGAAGAGCUACGCCAAUUCAUGGCAUUUUCGCGCUGGCUACAUCAUGAAAUUAUGAUUCUGAACAGCGAACCGUUUUCGCAAACAUCAGAAGAGCUCCUCGAAAAAAGAGACAUCUUUGAUGUUCCUUUGACCGUAAAGUACAUCACCGGCGCACUCCGCAAGAGCGUGUUACGCAGUUACAUCCGGCAGCUCCCUAUGCUGGGGGUUCCUCAAAUGCCCACUCCAGCUACGGACAAGUGGGUUCCUGAUGGCCACGAUCGUUCUUUUUACGAUACAUUCAAAUCCCUCUUAGAACAACAGCGACAUGUUCUGGAUGAAGGCGGCGACGUGACGACCAUAGACGCGCCCAAAUUGAACGACCUGACGAAGCGACUAGGACUCCAGUUUGACAAGGUGUUUGCAGAAAUUGCCCUUACCCAGAGAAGGGGCAUUUUGCAUCACUCCCCUCUGACUCUUCAUGCGGAUUGUGAACGCAACAUCAUUGAUCUUAACAUAUGCUACGACUCGGAGGGUGGGGAGGAAGGACAUCCAUGCUCCAUUUACAUCGCCAGUCGGUCAAAGACAUCCAAGUCUUUAAUCUACGUGUAUCGCACUGUACUCGAUACUAUCAACGGCGUAAGCUCCACGCGCAGCACAUCCAUGGCCGCGUUGGACCUCCAAGAGGGCGAAGUACGCCAGUUACAGUUCUUCGAUCACGGUCUCAUGGUCCUGUGGGCUGCCCCAAAGAGUCCUGCUCGUCUUCUGGACAUACCAUUUCAGCCCAUUUUAGCACCAAAACAGCCCAAUGUAGCUCCGGCACCGGCUGUGCUCGAUUUUACUACUAUCGACUCCCCCCGCCCUUCUUCGCAGCCUAGCAUUCAGCCUACAUGCCUAAGCGCGGAAGCUCUGAGCAAACAUGGCAUGGUUAGGCAUGAAUUUGCAGUGUCAGGAUCCAAGUCGAGGCCUGUACGGCUUAACUUCUAUGGUCGGAAAGGGAGGAAGGCCGUAUGUGUUCUUUAUGGUGACGCGAUGCGAUACGAAGUAUUGGAUUUGGAUGCUGCGACCUCCAGCGAGGAUGACGAAGACGAGGCAGAGGGUUGA